Messenger RNA from Arabis nemorensis, 735 nucleotides. The record is from the annotation of a GenBank genome assembly. NCBI's taxonomy places the organism in Eukaryota, Viridiplantae, Streptophyta, Magnoliopsida, Brassicales, Brassicaceae.
AUGGCUUUCGCUGGUCGUAUCAGAUCGGGAAUCUCCGUCUUCAAGAACAUCUCCUUCUCAGAUUCCGUCUCCUCUGCUAGAUCCUUUCCUCGUGGAGCCUCGAUUCUCCCUGCGUUGAGAGAUUAUGCAACUGCUUCGGCUCCAAAAAACGUGAAUGUUAAGGUGCCUAUAGCUUUAGUUGGUGAAUCUGGCAACUUUGCUUCGUGGUUGUACAUUGCAGCUGUGAAACUUAAUGCCUUGGAAAAGAUUGAGUUGGAUCUUUCUGAGAUGAUUGAGGCAAUGAAGACAAGCCCUACUUUUGCACAGUUCACUAAAGAUCCUUCUGUUCCUAGAGAGACGAGGUUGGCUGCUAUUAUGGAUCUUUGUGGUCAAGCAAAGUUUGCUGAACCAACCAAGAACUUCCUCUCUUUGUUAGCUGAGAAUGGAAAGCUGAAGAACCUAGAUGUGAUUGUGAAGAAAUUCUUGCAGCUGACAACAGCGCAUAGAGGAGACAUCAAAGUUUUGGUUACUACAGUCAUGCCGCUUCCCGCUGCUGAGGAGAAGGAACUGAAGGAGACUCUCCAGGAGAUCAUCGGAGAAGGGAAAAAAGUAACUGUGGAACAAAAGAUUGAUCCGAGUAUCUACGGUGGACUUAUCGUAGAGUUUCAACAAAAGGUGUUGGACAUGUCUAUCAGGACUAGGGCUCAACAGAUGGAGAGGCUACUCCGUGAACCUGUUGACAUCAACAACCUCUGA